This is a messenger RNA of Argentina anserina (silverweed cinquefoil), 1428 nucleotides long. Its product is annotated as 2-methylene-furan-3-one reductase. NCBI's taxonomy places the organism in Eukaryota, Viridiplantae, Streptophyta, Magnoliopsida, Rosales, Rosaceae. The transcript is spliced from 4 exons. The record is from RefSeq and is a predicted model, not a curated record. Gene Ontology annotation, molecular function: zinc ion binding; oxidoreductase activity, acting on the CH-CH group of donors, NAD or NADP as acceptor. The coding region runs from base 252 to 1226 and encodes 324 amino acids.
AUAAAUAGGCAAAGCUUCCAUUGUCACUGCUUACGUACGUACGUUCAUACAAGCACACAACAAUUUUUGUUUUCCUUUGAACGCUGAACCAUCUGGACUCUGGAGGCUAGCCUAAGUUACCUUCAUUAAUAAGUUGGCAGCUUACAGAUCGAGUUCUCUCAACCACCACUUUAUAAAUACAACCAAGUGCAUUCACUUCUCAUCAACCUCUGCCCCUGCAACUUUCCUUUUUGCAUUACAACAUCAUAUCAAUGGCUGCAGCUCCAAGUGAAUCCAUACCCUCUGUAAAUGGGGCUUGGAUCUAUUCACAGUAUGGAAAAACUUCUGAUGUUCUGAAGUUUGAUCAGAGUGUGGCUGUUCCAGAAAUAAAAGAGGACCAGGUGCUGAUCAAGGUGGUUGCUGCUUCUUUAAACCCAGUUGAUUUCGGAAGGGCUCUUGGUUACUUCAAGGACACCGACUCUCCUCUACCUACAGUUCCAGGGUAUGAUGUAGCUGGAGUGGUAGUAAAGGUAGGAAGACAAGUAACGAAGUUUAAGGUGGGAGAUGAAGUAUAUGGGGAUCUAAAUGAGACAGCACUGGUGAACCCAAAAAGGAUUGGGUCUUUGGCAGAGUACACUGCUGCAGAAGAAAGAGUAUUGGCUCACAAACCCAAAAACCUGAGCUUUAUCGAAGCUGCUAGCCUUCCCUUAGCCAUUGAAACUGCCUAUGAGGGGCUUGAAAGAGCUGAACUUACCGCUGGUAAAUCCGUCCUUGUUUUGGGAGGCGCUGGGGGUGUUGGAACACAUAUUAUUCAGCUAGCGAAGCAUGUUUUUGGUGCUUCCAAAGUGGCAGCUACUGCAAGCACUAAGAAACUGGAUCUGUUAAGAAGCUUGGGUGCUGAUUUGGCUAUCGAUUACACCAAGGCGAACAUCGAAGACCUGCCAGAGAAAUUUGAUGUUGUUUAUGAUGCAGUUGGCGAGACUGACAAGGCAGUGAAGGCUGUGAAAGAAGGCGGGAAGGUAGUAACAAUAGUAGGUCUACGUCCAGUAACGCCACCGGCUAUCUUUUUUGUGCUUACUUCUAAAGGGUCUACCUUGGAGAAACUGGAGACUUACUUAGAGAGUGGGAAGGUGAAGCCAGUGCUUGAUCCCACAGGUCCCUAUCCCUUUUCUAAAGUUGUUGAAGCAUUUGGUCACCUGGAGAGUUCCAGAGCUACAGGAAAGGUUGUUGUGUAUCCCAUCCCAUGAGGUUGAGACUUGAGAGUACGUACAUGUUGUGUACGUAGAUGAUAUAUAUUAAUGAUUCUAAAUAAGCUGCGUCUCCCACAUCCCAUGCGGUCGAGACUGUGUAUAGUUCAUUUCCUUCAUUGUAUGUGUGCAACAGUAUAUAUUUUAAUUUUGAAGAUAAGUUAAUAAUGAGUGGAUUGAGUGCUCAACAAAUUGUCAUGUG